Paracoccidioides lutzii Pb01 is the source of this 226-nucleotide messenger RNA. RefSeq lists its product as hypothetical. The record is from RefSeq and is a predicted model, not a curated record. The annotation marks the transcript as partial. The transcript has 2 exons.
AUCUUCAAUAGUCAAACUCUCUCUGACACCUCUGCUAUAAAAUUCUCUAUCAUGAAGAAAACUGUGAGCAUUCAUUCAGAUAUUCAGUGCUACUACUACAAGAAGAAAGAUCAUAUUGCAAGGAAUUGCUUCAUGAAACAGAAGUUUCAACAGAUGAUCACUGAGCUUAUAGAGAAUGACACUCCUAAGUCUUCAUUUGAUAUGAAGAACUUGAUUGAAGAAAAAA